Molecule: messenger RNA, 3955 nt
Organism: Chenopodium quinoa (quinoa)
Lineage: Eukaryota; Viridiplantae; Streptophyta; Magnoliopsida; Caryophyllales; Amaranthaceae
Exons: 8
Coding region: 2961-3815 (284 amino acids)
Source: RefSeq, a predicted model, not a curated record
AAUCCGUUGUAUUAGAUGAGCUAAUCCAACGGAUUAUUCUUCUAACACAACAGAUAGUGUUCCCGAUUUUUUUUUUUUUUUAAUUUUUCAGUUAGAGCUAAUCCAACGGAUCAACCCCAAUUACUAAAAAAAGAACAAAAUAAUAACACCUAAUACAACGGAUGAGUAAAAAAAAAAAACCUGGAAUGCUGAAAUACUAGAGCCAAAAAUGAAAUUGAAACCCCAAUUCCCAAACUUCUCAGCAGUCUUCCUUCGUUCUUCUCCCUCGCUGCUGCUCGUUCCUUCGUACUCCUCCCUCGCUGCUGCUCGUUGCUUCGUUCUCCUCCCUCGCCGCCGCCGUUGCUUCGUUCUCCUCCCUCGCCGCCGCCGUUGCUUCGUUCUCCUUCCUCGCCGUUUUGUUUUGCUGUGCUCGAAUCUCUAUCUGAGUGGUGCCUGGAAGGAUUUGGAACUCAAUGAAUACAACUUUAAAGCUAAAGGUCUUCCACCUAAAGGUGGUCAUUUGCAUCCCUUACUCUAGAUUAAGGGGAGUAAAGCAAAAGCUCCUGAUUCCCAAAGUCAGCUUCCAGACUAUGAGUUACAAAGGCUCAGAAAAUUGAAGUAUAAUGCUGAAAGAAUGUCAGCCCAAGGAUCGGGAUCCUUGGCGAAUAAGAUACUGCAACAAAAAACACGCGACAUACUUUGUUCGAGUGUGAGGCAUACAGAUGAUGGCUCCUCAGGAGACUUUGAUAUGGAACAGGAAACUCUUGGUAGUGGAAAAAGACAAGUAUGUGAAAAGGUCUCUUCUCAACAACAUCCAGUUCCUACACGGGAAAUUCAAAGGAAGCAGCAAGAACAGCAAUUGGGGUCAACAAAGGUAUCUGUGAAGAAAAGAGCUUCUGUUCUCUUGGCUCAAUGUCAGCCUACCUCGAGUUUCGGAAACAACAAAAAGAUGAAGCGCUGAUGAUGAGCAGUGAGGUGCAUGAAAAAGGGCAAAAUUAUGAUGAUGAGCAGCUGAAUGACACCGAUGAUGCUCUUCAGUUCAAUUGUGAGGGCAAUGAUGAGGGCAAUGAAAUAGCGGACCGAGCAGUUAUAGCACAGUUUGGAAUGGAAGGUAUAUUCUGAUCAUGAUAUUCUUGUUAUAUACAUACAUACAUAUAUGUACUUCAUAUACAACAACACAGAGUGACCUUUAUAACAGAUCAGCAGAUAACAUUUUUUAAGAGUUCGAUUUUUCUGAUUUGAUUUUAAGAGUUUCGCAUGUAGUUUGAUUUUUUUUAGUUCGAUUUUGCAAAUGUAGGCUUCGAUUUUUGCUUAUUUUUGCAGAUCUAUAGUUCGAUUUUAGAUUUUGAAUUUCAGAGAUUUAGUGUUCGAAUUUAGGGUUUGAUUUUAGCUGAUUUUUGCGGAUUUUGUUUUCGAAUUAAUGGUUGUUUGGGGUGCGAAUAGCUAAAAUGCGAAUUGUGUGUGUGUGUCUGUGUAUGUAUAGCCCACAAGGUUCUGCUAAUAUGUAUACCUUGUGGAUAAGCUAAUAUGCGACUUGCUUCUGUUUGCUGAUCUCUACUGCAAGGCUGUUUAUGCUAUUCUGUGAAGCUUUGUUUCUUCUAUCUGGUGUUGGCUGCUAAUUUUCAGUUGUUCUUUGAUCCUGCGUUGGUGUUCCUUGACGCUGUUAUGCUGUUGUUUUCCUCUCUUAUAUAUCAAGCAAGUGUUACAGGUAAAACUUAGUUGAUCUUUAUUAACUUGAUUCCAUAAAGAAUUUCUGCCACUUUUAUUUUGAUUUAGUAAAUUCAUGUAUUUUUUGAGAGAUCGAGAUAAGUCAUGCUCCUGCAGCUAGAUAAGAAACUUGGAAACUCUGCAUUAAGUUUAUUUGAUCCAAUAUUUAAGUAACUUAACCUCAACAAUUUACUAAGUUCAACAGGAACUGCAUAAGCUAUAUCAUUAUUAUACAGGUUAAGGUACUCAAGCUGUAAUAACUGACCGAUUUCAGCAUGUAUAACACCUGCAAACAAGUUACUGUUGAGGUCUAAGUGAGUAAGUUGAGAAAGAUUACCAAUUCUUGGUGGGAUUUGACCCUGCAGCAGGUUGAUAUUCAGGGAUAAGCUUGUAAGACUAGGAAGUGCACUGAAGUCAAGGGUGCUGAGUGUGCCGCCGAGGCUUUGAUUAUUCAGCUCGAUGUUGGUGACAGAGUUAAGGUUUUCACAGACAAUGCCAGUCCAAUUGCUGCAAAGACUUUGGGCAUCGAAAUGUCUCCAUGAUUUGAGUGAAGAAGGAUCACACAAGGAGUUUUUCCAACGGACUUGGGCUUAUUUCGGUCAAACAAGAACCUUAUCCAAAAGCAGACUUGGGCUUUUUUUUUUUUUUUUUUUUUUUUUACUUGAGCUUAAACAAACAGACUAAAUCAGGUUAUUAAAAGAGGAUAAAUUACUAUGAGUCGUGGUCAUGCAAAUAUGCGUUUGUCCACUCGUUCUGUUCUGUUAUAUGAAGCUCUGUUUCUUCUGGCUGCUUUCUGUUUUAGUGUGGUGUUUUCUAUUUUAUUUUUUUCUUUUUUCUUUUUUAGUUUUUUUUUUUUUUUUUUUUAAAUCUAAGGUUAUAUUGGUAAGAGAUUUUACUUUAUAUAUAUAAACUUGUUAAGCUGGAUAAACUUACGAAUGCAGUGUUUAUUACCACAGAAACAUCAAGUGAAUUGUCCUCGAAAAGGAAAAAACAGCGAGGUCGAACAAUGCUCCACAGAGUUCACGCACAUUCAAGAGAGGAGCGUCCUAUGAUUGUUCUGAACUCAUUAGGUUAGCCAGUUGGACCUACUAAGGAGAUUGUGCAAGAGUUCAAGUUUUUUUCUGGGAACGGUGGCAAGGGAUUCCGAACUUGCACCGCUUAACUACAAAAAUUUUCCUAGCCUACCGACACUUGAUAAGAUAUUGGAUUAUGUCCAGGUAGUAUACAAUGAUACUGUCUUAGUUGCAUUACACGUACACCUCCACACGUUACUAAUGUUUGAGCUUGAACUGGAGAAGUAUAUGGUCCCCCAUGCCGGGUUAAAUUGGGUGAUGGAUGCUGUAAAUAGUUGUUGGAAAUAUUAUAAAUGCCAAAUCAAGAAGAAACACUUCUAUGCAUAUGAUACAGAUGAUUUAAGGUGGGAACAUAAACCAGAUACAAUCUCCGAUAAGAUGUUCCAAGAUCUUCUACAAUAUUGGCAUACCGAUGAGGCGAAGGCAAUUAGCCACAGCAACAAAAGCAAUCGUCUAAUGUUAGAUGAUAUGCACACUUUAGGACGCAAAUCAUAUGCUAUUUUACGCCAUGAGUUGCAACAACAAGAUCCAGACAAGAAAGAACCUUCUCAAGCAAAGGUUUACAAGGAAUUAAGAAAAAGAAGUGUUGAAAGGACAUACAUUAGCAGCUUUGAAAAAGCAAAAGAGAAUAUUGACAAAAUUGAUGCUUUGGAGUCAGCAGAAUCACAAGAAGAUGGUAAUGUAUGCAAUGACCCUUACAGUGAAGUGAUUCCACCUCCUAGACGCAAAAGUCGUUUGCAUCUAUAUGGCUCGAGUGUGAAGAAGAGUGAUUUGAAGAACAAAGAUACAAAGUCAAGUUACAUACUCCCGGAGGAAUUCCUGGUAGGCAAAAAAGCACAAUUAGUCCAAGAAAUUGCACCUACCAUCAUCGCUGCAGUUUUGGAUUCGAUUCGCGAGGUGAACCCCGGGAUUAAUCUUGUGGUUCCUAGUACUCUGCAACAAUUGACUCCGCAUGAUGCAUCUAGUGCACCAAAUCGGAAUUCUGCCCAAAGUGGACAAUCUUCAAAAUCAUUUAAUCAGGUGCUUGAUGACGAUGAGCUACCCCGGGAUGAAUGAAGUACGGACUAAUGUUGCAAGUACUUAGUCAUCUGCUUGCCUUCUGUUGCUACUGCCCAUCAUGUCAGCUGCUUGCCUUGUAUUGCUUCUGCUUUGCUCCUAGUACUCAGUGGUCAGUUUAAUGUUGCUGUUUGUUAUGG